AUGGCAUCUACUACAAAUGGCAAAAUUGCCGAUAUGGCGAAGGAGACUGUUGAUGUCCACGCCAAACAGCAUAUGACUACCGACUAUGGUAUCAAGAUCUCCGAUCCGGAUCACACGCUUCGUGUGGUUGAUGAGAAGCACACCGGUCCUUCAUUGUUGGAAGAUCAGAUUGCUCGUGAGAAGAUAAUGCGGUUCGACCAUGAGCGCAUUCCCGAGCGAGUCGUGCACGCCCGUGGUACAGGCGCAUUCGGUACCUUUAAGCUCUUUGAGAGUGCCGAGGAUGUAACCACAGCCGGUGUCUUGACAGACACGAGUCGAGAGACGCCUUUAUUCCUGCGAUUCUCGACGGUUCAAGGAAGCAAGGGCAGUGCGGAUACAGUUCGAGACGUGCGCGGGUUCGCCGUCAAGAUGUAUACCGACGAAGGCAACUGGGAUAUCGUGGGCAACAAUAUCCCUGUAUUCUUCAUCCAGGACGCGAUCAAGUUCGCCGAUGUUAUUCAUUCUGUCAAGCCGGAGCCUCACAAUGAGGUGCCGCAGGGUCAGUCUGCGCAUAACAACUUCUGGGAUUUCCAGUAUCUGCACCCAGAGACCACGCAUAUGGACCAAUGGAUCAUGUCGGAUCGUGCCAUCCCUCGAUCAUACCGUAUGAUGCAAGGAUUCGGAGUGAACACUUAUUCACUGGUGAAUAAGAAAGGCGAGCGCACAUUCGUCAAGUUCCACUUCACCCCUGAGCUCGGCGUGCACUCGCUGGUCUGGGAUGAAGCUCUGAAGAUCAACGGCCAGGAUCCCGAUUUCCACCGUAAGGAUCUGAUGGAAGCUAUUGAGAAUGGACACUUCCCGCGGUGGAAGUUCGGUCUCCAGCUCCUGCCGGAGGACAAGCUUGAUGACUUCGAAUUCGACCCUCUCGACGCCACCAAGGUCUGGCCCGAAGAGCAGAUUCCCAUCCGCUAUAUCGGCCAGCUAGAGCUCAACCGCAAUGUGGAUGAGUUCUUCACUCAGACCGAGCAGGUCGCUUUCUGUACCAGCCAUAUCGUCCCUGGUAUCGACUACUCCGACGAUCCUCUGUUGCAAGGUCGUAACUUCUCGUACUUCGACACGCAGCUUUCGCGUCUCGGCGCGAACUGGCAGGAACUGCCCAUUAACCGGCCCGUGUGCCCGUAUUUGAGUAUGACCAACCGCGAUGGCGCCAUGAGACACCGCGUCACCAAGGGUACAGUGAACUACUGGCCGAACCGAUUCGAAGCAAACCCUCCCGCUACACCGGCGGAAGGCGGAUUCGUCAGUCACCCGCAGAAGGUGCAAGGACAGAAGAAGCGCGGCUUUUCCGAGAAGUUCAAGGAGCACUUCAACCAGGCGCAAGUCUUCUACAACUCGCUAUCGCCCAUUGAAAAGAUGCACGUCGCGAGUGCCUUCUCCUUCGAGCUGGAUCACUGUGACGACCCAGUCGUGUACAAGCGCCUGACCGAGCGUCUCACCGCGAUCGAUCUCGAGCUAGCCCAGACAGUGGCUAAGAACGUCGGUGGUGACCAGCCCACACAAGCCACCAAAGAAAACAAGGGUACGAAGGCGAAGGGUCUCAGUCAGUUAGAAUAUAUGCCGGAGAAGCCCACCAUCGAAACCCGCCGCAUCUCAAUCCUUAUCGCCGACGGCUUCGACUUCAACCAGUAUACCACCAUGAAAGAAGCGCUCCAGAAACAAGGCGCAUUCGUUUUCACCAUCGGCGCCCAGCGCCAAGGGGUAACAUCCGAGUCCGGACAAACCGUCAUCCCAGACCACUUCUUCGUGGGCAUGCGAUCGACCCUCUUCGACGCCGUCUACGUCCCCGGCGGAAAGCACGUGCAGACCCUUGCGAAGAACGGCGUUGCGAAACACUGGAUUGCCGAAUCAUUCGCACACCUGAAGGCGAUUGCGGGAUCCAAUGAGGCUGUGGCGUUCAUCCAGCGCCAGAUCAACCUUCCCGAGGUGGAGGUUGCACAGAACGGCUCGUCGCUGAAGGAGUCGUACGGUGUAGUGACUGGGUAUGGAGAUGCGACGUCAUUGUUGAAGGUUGGCACGAUCGGACCUGAUUCCAAGGGGCUGGCGGAGCAGUUUAUCUGGAAUGUGUCGCGACACCGUAAUUGGGCGCGUGAGUUGGAUGGUCUUUCUGUUCAGAUUGCGGCUUAG
Penicillium brevicompactum is the source of this 2163-nucleotide messenger RNA. RefSeq names its product catalase catA (gene catA). Lineage: Eukaryota; Fungi; Ascomycota; Eurotiomycetes; Eurotiales; Aspergillaceae. Gene Ontology annotation, cellular component: cytosol. The transcript has 3 exons. The coding region runs from base 1 to 2163 and encodes 720 amino acids. The record is from RefSeq and is a predicted model, not a curated record. Gene Ontology annotation, biological process: hydrogen peroxide catabolic process; response to oxidative stress. Gene Ontology annotation, molecular function: catalase activity; heme binding.